Molecule: messenger RNA, 5955 nt
Organism: Scophthalmus maximus (turbot)
Lineage: Eukaryota; Metazoa; Chordata; Actinopteri; Pleuronectiformes; Scophthalmidae
Gene: lrig1
Product: leucine-rich repeats and immunoglobulin-like domains 1
Exons: 18
Coding region: 932-4069 (1045 amino acids)
Molecular function (GO): protein binding
Source: RefSeq, a predicted model, not a curated record
GAUCGCCCAGAGAGAGAGAGAGAGAGAGAGGGGGAGAAAAGAGGAAAAGUAACUCUCGGAAGGAAAAAAAACUCAUGGUGCUGGUGGUACACGGUCGCAAGGAGGAGGGAAGUCUACUCUACUAUUAAUCGGAUCGUGGAGAUUUCGUGACCGCAGACGAGCACCCGACGAGCGUGCAGGUCGACUUCUCGCGGAGCCGGAGUGUCAUUCCCAAAGUUGGAUGUGUUUCGGCGGCGGCGGAGGAGUCGAGAUUUUGGACUUGAGAGAGAGAGAGACAGAGAGACAGAGAGAAAGAGAGAGAGAGAGAGAGAGAGAGAGAGAGGACUUCACUUUACUACAGCCUGAUCUCUGCCCCGACUCAAAGUUACCAGGGGAGGUCACAGUUUGUUUUCGCUCAGUUCGGAAACAAGCUCCGCCGCAACAGUUUCUUGUUGUGUCCUUCAACGUGCCGACCGGCGCAUGUUUUCAAACAUGUCAGCGUCGAGCCGCGCUCCGGUCCCGGGGGUAGAUUUCUUUUUGUAAAAAGCGUUUCCCCCUACGGACUACUUCCAAUUCAAAGUGAAUCUCCUCUGAUUUUUAAAAAAAACCCAAAUAUAUAUAUUUGUUUUUUUGUUUUUGUAAAGCCUGCGUCGGACAGCGGAGGGAGAAAAAGUUGGACUUGGGAACGUGUGUGUCCUAAACUGACGGUGACCGGGAUGGACGCGGGUUUCGCGGCGAUGCGUUGUAGCCGGUGGAAGCCCAGCAGCUCGUCAACGUGCCGUUGAGGGAACUCGGUUCCUCCCGAGGCGACGCUCAUAUAUCCCGGUGUGUGGGUCGGAGCGAGGGAGCGAGAGAGGGGGGGGAGAGAGAGAGAGAGAGAGAGAGAGAGAGAGAGAGAGAGAGAGAGAGAGAGAGAGAGCUCGGCGGCCGCGCUAUUAACGCUGGAUACAAAAUGGCGGCGUCCCCGGGACGAUUUGGAUCUGUUUCCACUUGUGCGCUUUAUUUCAUUCUGACGCUCGGACUGCUCGUCGGCGGCGGGUCGGGCUCGGACCCGCCGUGCCCUGAGAACUGUACCUGCGGCGGGGACUCGGUGGACUGCGGCGGCCUGGAGCUGACGGCGACGCCUCCGGACCUUCCAGCCCGGACCGUCUCCUUAAAUCUUGGCCACAACAAGCUGACCGCCAUCAGUGUCGAAGCCUUCGCCAACCUGCCCAACUUGAGAGAGCUGCGGCUGGACCACAAUGAGCUGACCUCCAUACCAGAUUUAGGACCGGCUGCCUCCAAGAUAGUAUCGCUCUACCUACAUCACAACAAGAUCCGCAGUAUUGAUGGCAGGCGGACCAGGGAGCUGGUGUCAGUGGAAACUCUGGACCUGAGCAAUAACGACAUCACAGAGUUGCGAGGGCACUGCUUCACCGCCGGCCUUCAAAUCCAAGACCUGUACCUGAGCAACAACAAGAUCAGCGUGUUGGAGCUUGGCGCUCUGGACCACCUGGGCUCGACGCUGCAGGUCCUGAGACUGAGCCGAAACCGCAUCAGCCAGAUCCCCGUGAGAGCCUUCCAGCUCCCGAGGCUCACCCAGCUUGAGCUGAACAGGAACCGCAUUCGCCAGGUGGAGGGUCUGACCUUCCAGGGCCUGUCCAGCCUGGAGGUGCUCAAGCUGCAAAGGAACAGCAUCAGCAAGUUGACGGACGGCGCCUUCUGGGACCUGGCAAAGAUGAAAGUCCUUCACCUGGACUACAACAGCCUGACGGAGGUGAACAGCGGCUCCCUGUACGGCCUGACUUCCCUCCAGCAGCUGUACCUCAGCAACAACUCCAUAGCCCGCAUCAAUCCAGACGGAUGGAAGUUCUGCCAGAAGCUGAGGGAACUCAAUCUGUCAUACAACAACCUGACUCGUCUGGAUGAAGGCAGCCUCGCCGUGCUGGGGGAUCUCCACACCCUCCGUCUGGGCCACAACUCCAUCGGCCACAUCACAGAAGGGGCCUUCAGAGGCCUCAAGGCCGUGCGCCUCCUGGAGCUGGACCAUAACGACAUCUCUGGCACAAUAGAGGACACCAACGGGGCCUUCUCCGGAUUGGACAGCCUCAACAAGCUGACUCUGUUUGGAAACAAGAUCAAGUCAGUGGCCAAGAAAGCCUUCUCUGGCCUGGAGACCCUGGAACACCUGAACCUGGGAGAGAACGCCAUCCGCUCCAUCCAGCCUGACGCCUUCAGCAAGAUAAAGAGCCUCAAAUCCCUUCUGAUUCAGAGCGACAGCUUCCUGUGUGACUGCCAGCUCCAGUGGCUGCCCGACUGGCUGGUGACUCGCGGUCUACAGGCUGGAGUCAACGCCACCUGUGCCCACCCAGAGAGCCUGAAGGGCACCAGCAUCUUCCAGGCCCCGGCCAGCAGCUUUUUGUGUGACGACCUCCCGAAGCCCCAGAUCACGGUUCAACCGGAGGCCACGGUGACGGUCCUUGGCAGCAACGUGCGUCUCACCUGCACGGCCGCGAGCAGCAGCUCGUCCCCCAUGACCUUCGCGUGGCGGAAGGACCAGGAGCUGCUCCAGCACGCCGAGACGGAGAACUACGCCCACGUGCAGGCCCAUCAGGGCACGCCGCGGGACGGGCCCGGCGCAGGCGUGAUGGAGUACACCACCAUCCUGCACCUGCGGCAUGUCACCUUCGCGCACGAGGGCCGCUACCAGUGCAUCAUCACCAACCACUUUGGCUCCACCUACUCCAGCAAGGCCCGCCUAAUCGUCAACGUUCUUCCGUCCUUUGUAAAGACGCCCAAGGACAGUACCAUCCGGACGGGCCACACGGCCAGGCUGGAGUGUGCCGCCGAGGGCCACCCGUCGCCGCAGAUCGCUUGGCAGAAGGACGGCGGCACGGACUUCCCCGCCGCCCGCGAGCGCCGCAUGCACGUCAUGCCAGAUGACGACGUGUUCUUCAUCACGGACGUCAAGCCGGAGGACAUGGGCGUGUACAGCUGCACGGCCAAGAACACAGCCGGCACCAUGUCCGCCAACGCCACCCUCACUGUGCUGGAAACCCCCCACCUGGCCCAGGACCUGGAGGACCGCAGCGUGGUGGUCGGCGACACGGUGGCCCUGCAGUGCAAGGCCCUCGGCAGCCCGCCGCCGCGCAUCACCUGGCUGCGCAACGACCAGCCGCUGCGCCCGUCCGACCGCCACCACUUCACACCGGGCAACCAGCUGCUGGUCAUCGGCGCCGCCUCGCUGGAGGACGCCGGCCGCUACACCUGCCUCAUGUCCAACACGCUGGGCACGGAGCGCGCCCACAGCCAGGUGGUGGUGACGCAGGGAAGGGGCCCCUGCGCGUCGCCACCGGGGCCCAGCACAGUCACCAUAGGGAUCAUCGUCAUCGCCGUGGUGACGAGUAUUGUGGUGACGUCGCUGGUGUGGGUGUGCAUCAUCUACCAGACGAGGAAGAAGAGCGAGGAGUGCAGCGUCACCAACACCGAUGAGACCAUCGUUCCCCCCGACGUGCCCAGUUACCUCUCGUCCCAGGGCACUCUGUCCGAGCGGCAGGAUGUGUGUAUCCGCGUGGAGGCCGGCGGCGGACCUCAGCCCAACGGACACGUCGUAGACACCGCAGAUUUCGACGGUGCAGUGGUUUGCACAGAUUGCAUGGAGAAUGGCAACAGCUACUCCAAAGACCCUGACUACCUGACGCACUGCUACGGCCCCGCCGGAGGCGUGGAUUACCAGCAGCACGCCGUCCCACCCCCGUACUCACACUUCUACCCAGCGGAGCAUCGCGACGCCGUGUCGCACGCAGCGCCGCUCUGCAACGGGACGCCCAACGGCAUCCGGAAGGACGCUCAAGGAUCCACGCUUCCGAAGAACCACGACACGAACCAGCACGAUAGAAAAGGGCGGGACAGCAGAGCGGGACAGACGCCGGCGCGCUCCCCGUCGCAGGAGGAGUCCUUCCACAAACCGGUGAAGCUGGCCGGCGCAAUGAGCCGCGGCCGCCCCGACUCGGACUGUGAGCCUGAGCUCCGGCAGACACUGCUGUCGAACGGACACGCCCUCAGGGCCUCUCAGAGCGAGAGCGCCCCGCUGAGGAGAGCCAGCGACUAGCAGGCCGCCGCAUCCCACCCCAAAAAACACGGACUCUCGGAAGAUGAGUGGACUUGAAUUGUGUUUUUUUCCUUUUUUUUUGCACUGGGAAAUAAACUGCUACCUCAUAUCGAGGCGAUUGAUCCUGCGCCCCCUGGAUAUGGACUGACAGGUUUGCGCCAGGAAAACAAAAAACAAAAACGCAGGCGGGAUCCGGAGUUUGAAGGCGGAGCUUGUGUGGGGGGCGUCCCACCUGAGCGUAUCAGCUGUACAUAGUUAUAACCUUCCCCUGGGAGGUGAAACGUUAAAAUUCUAGCUCCAAAAAAAAUGUGAUUUGCAUUUGAAGCAUGUAAAUGUAGGGAAGCUUGUACAGUGUAUAUGUACGUGCGGGGGCGAAAAAAAGAGAAAUAUACCUUUUGGACUUUUGACUGUACAUAAGAGUUUUCUUAUAUUAUAUAUUAUAUAGCUUUUACAGAAGAGUAUUUGAAUUUAUGUGCAUGACAGAGAGGAGUGAUGGUAUUUUUAUUUUUCUUCAAAAAAACAAACGACCAUGGAAAAAAACCCUGCCUUUUUCAGCUUCGACCAACGUUCAGCUGCGGUGCCUUAUUGCAUGAUCAAAGAAAAGUCAACUUGUAAUAGCAUAUAUCGAGAGACGCUGUGUGAGAGAUACUGGUACACGAAACAAAACAAAAAACACUUGAUUGCACUUGAAUGUUGUUUUCCGUGUUUUCUUUCUGACGAAUACUGCCGACAGAAAAACCCCCCACAGUUCUCACUUGUUAUUGAAUGAAGGAAGAGCUUUGAUGUGAAUUAUUUUACGGUACGUCAGGCGGGUUUCAAGGUGCGGUCAUUCCAAAGCGCUUUUGAUGCUCCGCAAACAAACAGAUUGUGUACACGAUAUCUGCCGAGGAGGGAAAAACAGGAAGCUCGUCUGCUUGUGGAGACAUUCCGCACGUUGUGACACGGUCGCGUCGACGGGUUCAGGUUCACACUGUAACAUUAAGGCUCGCGGUCCGCUAGCCGUCGGUUCUGUGAGUCCGCCGGGAAUCCGGGGUUUUCGUCUCAGCCCUGGCUCUGUGCAUCGAAAAACAAAACAAACGGCUCAGGUCGCAGUUUGUAAAAAGUCACGCAGAGGGUUUCGGCCUAUCGGUUAGGGCGUCCGUCUCCCGUAACCCGACAGGGAAACGAGAUCUCUCCAAAAAUCACUGCCCCUUUAAAUUGAACAAAUUCUUACGCUUUGAGUUGGGGGAAAGAAAAAAAAGACGGAGAGUCAGGGAGGAAGAUGUUGUAUUGUGUCAUCAUGUUACUGCUGUAAUGUUCCUCAAGACGGCCAGUAUUCCACCUCUGUCGCACCAAUGACUCUCAGUAUCACAACAGGUGAAUCAUGUUGUUGUUGCUGUUGUUGUUUUUAACCAUAAAGGUUCGGCGUGAUGCUGUGAACAGUGGGAAAAAGCUUGUGAAACGGCUCGAACCAAACUCGGAGGAAUAAAGCAGCCGGACGCUCCUGAACACACACUGGGUCCGGAACCAGUCCGGAGCAGUUGCAUCGUCUAGUUUCUUUUCUUUCUUUUUUUGUUCUUUUGUGAACCGUGUUCUGCUACCAGCGGCCUUAUCGAGGUAAACCGGAGGACACGGUCCUCUGGUUACACCUGAUAGCACCCAUCACAGAUGGGGUUUGUUUUUUCUUAAAACCAGGAAGACCAAUCACAGAGAGGCCCGCUGGUAAACCAAUCCCAGUGUAGCAGGUUAAAAGGGACGAGGCGGAGCGAGGAGGCGCAGUUUUUGUGUUCGGAGUUAUUUAUUGAAGCAAACUGUCUGAAAACCGUUUGUACCAGUGUCGAAGCUAAAAUGGUGAAGUCUAACAUGGCAUUGAAGUGUCUAAUAAAAAUCACAUUUUGCUAUUAUUA